AACCAAUUCGAUUUCAUAAUUUCUCUCUUUUUUAUUUUUUGUAAUUCUUCGAUUUCUCCGCUUGUCACUGUAUCGCCUUUUCAGUUUAUAUACACUUGUAUAUAUAUUGUAAACCGGCCAAAUUGUCCCGAGCUCUGUGCAAAAAUGUCUUCGAUAAUCCAUGGAGCUGGAGCUGCUACGACGACGUUAUCGACGUUUAAUUCCAUCGAUUCCAAGAUACUCGUAGCUCCUUCUCGCACAAAUCUUUCAGUGAGGAGCCAGAGAUAUAUAGUGGCUGGAUCUGAUGCGAGUAAGAAGAAGAAUUUUGUUUCUGGACUCAGAGUUCGUCACUCUCAGAAAUUGAUUCCAAAUGCUGUUGCGACGAAGGAGGCGGACACAUCUGCGAGCACUGGACAUGAACUAUUGCUUUUCGAGGCUCUUCAGGAAGGUCUGGAAGAAGAAAUGGACAGAGAUCCACAUGUCUGUGUUAUGGGUGAAGAUGUUGGCCAUUACGGAGGCUCUUACAAGGUAACCAAAGGUCUUGCUGAUAAAUUCGGCGACCUCAGGGUUCUCGACACUCCUAUUUGUGAAAAUGCAUUCACCGGUAUGGGCAUUGGAGCCGCCAUGACUGGUCUAAGACCCGUCAUUGAAGGUAUGAACAUGGGUUUCCUCCUCCUCGCCUUCAACCAAAUCUCUAACAACUGUGGAAUGCUUCACUACACAUCGGGUGGUCAGUUCACGAUCCCGGUUGUCAUCCGUGGGCCUGGUGGAGUGGGACGUCAGCUUGGCGCUGAGCAUUCACAGCGGUUAGAAUCUUACUUCCAGUCCAUCCCUGGGAUCCAGAUGGUUGCUUGCUCUACUCCUUACAACGCCAAAGGAUUGAUGAAAGCUGCGAUAAGAAGCGAGAACCCCGUGAUUCUGUUCGAACAUGUUCUGCUUUACAAUCUCAAGGAGAAAAUCCCGGAUGAAGAUUACAUCUGUAACCUUGAAGAAGCUGAGAUGGUCAGACCUGGUGAGCACAUUACCAUCCUCACAUACUCGCGGAUGAGGUACCAUGUGAUGCAGGCAGCAAAAACUCUGGUGAACAAAGGGUAUGACCCUGAGGUUAUCGACAUCAGGUCACUGAAACCGUUUGACCUUCACACAAUCGGAAACUCAGUAAAGAAAACACACCGGGUUUUGAUCGUGGAGGAGUGUAUGAGAACCGGUGGGAUUGGGGCAAGUCUUACAGCUGCUAUCAACGAGAACUUUCAUGACUACUUAGAUUCUCCGGUGAUGUGUUUAUCUUCUCAAGACGUCCCUACACCAUACGCUGGUACACUGGAGGAGUGGACAGUGGUUCAACCGGCUCAGAUCGUGACCGCUGUCGAGCAGCUUUGCCAGUGAAUUCAUAUUUAUCCAAUGAACCGUUAAUUAUCAUUUACCUCUCCAAUUCCUUUCUCCUUAGUUUAGUUCUUAAAGAAUUUGUCUAAGAUGGUUUGUUUAUGUUAAAGUUUGUCUCCUUUGUUGUGUCUUGGAAUACGGUUUUGUAACUCAGAAUGUUUGUUUGUUAAUUUUAUCUCCCACUUCAAUCCCAAA
Arabidopsis lyrata subsp. lyrata is the source of this 1557-nucleotide messenger RNA. Its product is annotated as pyruvate dehydrogenase E1 component subunit beta-2, chloroplastic. Gene Ontology annotation, molecular function: pyruvate dehydrogenase (acetyl-transferring) activity. The transcript has 4 exons. Gene Ontology annotation, biological process: pyruvate decarboxylation to acetyl-CoA. Lineage: Eukaryota; Viridiplantae; Streptophyta; Magnoliopsida; Brassicales; Brassicaceae. The record is from RefSeq and is a predicted model, not a curated record. The coding region runs from base 145 to 1365 and encodes 406 amino acids.